Pungitius pungitius (ninespine stickleback) is the source of this 5848-nucleotide messenger RNA. RefSeq names its product midline 2 (gene mid2). The transcript has 12 exons. Gene Ontology annotation, molecular function: zinc ion binding; microtubule binding. Gene Ontology annotation, cellular component: microtubule. The coding region runs from base 407 to 2716 and encodes 769 amino acids. Gene Ontology annotation, biological process: protein localization to microtubule. The record is from RefSeq and is a predicted model, not a curated record. Lineage: Eukaryota; Metazoa; Chordata; Actinopteri; Perciformes; Gasterosteidae.
GAGAGAGCGCGCCCGUUACGCACAGCCAAGUUGGACAGCAACGUCGUUAACGCGCCUUAACGAUCCACCGGCGACCCGACCGGAUCCCUUUUGUUUUGGGGCGUUGUCAUAAACACUCCUCCGCGUUGCGCGUGACACCCAGCUCUGUCGUGCAUCCGACGCGCCGCGCGUCGUUCCCUCCGUCGCCGACUGCUCCAAAACUUCUGCGCUCACCAGCUGUUAUUGUGCACCGCGAGCGUCACGUUGUAUGCCAGCAACUACUCCGAGCCGAGGUGUCACGGCCAACCCGAGCCCAGCAUCAUCUCCUGUGGGCCUGCUCGUUGCUAACUAGGCUGCCUCUGAGCCCACAGGUGAUCCACCAGCUUCCGCGGGUUUGGAUGUCACCUCUAGAUUGGUUCAACUGAAGAUGGAAACACUGGAGUCUGAGCUGACCUGCCCGAUCUGCCUGGAGUUGUUCGAAGACCCCCUGCUCUUGCCCUGCGCCCACAGCCUGUGUUUCAACUGCGCCCACCGCAUCCUGGUGUCCCACUGCUCCACCAGCAAGCCCCUCGAGUCCAUAUCGGCCUUUCAGUGCCCCACUUGUCGUUACGUCAUCACGCUGAAUCACCGCGGCCUGGAGGGCCUUAAGCGCAAUGUGACGCUGCAGAACAUCAUUGACCGCUUUCAAAAGGCCUCCCUUAGCGGCCCCAAUUCCCCCACCGAGAGCCGCCGCCUGCAGCCGCAGCGGCCCUACACCGCCACCAUUAGCGGCACGAUUGGCGGCGGCGGCGGCGGUGGUGGCACGAGCGGAAGCAGCGCCCGGGGAAGCCCGGCCACUUCCAGCCACUCGCACCCGCACGCCACUCACGCCAACCACGCCAACCACACCAACGCAAACCACAGCCCGGCCGUGGUCGCCAAAAUGGACCCGCGCAUCAGCUGCCAGUUCUGCGAGCAGGAUCCGCCGCGCGAGGCCGUCAAGACGUGCGUCACGUGCGAGGUGUCGUACUGCGACCGCUGCCUGCGCGCAACCCACCCCAACAAGAAGCCGUUCACCAGCCACCGCCUGGUGGAGCCCGUCCCGGACACGCACAUCCGCGGCCUCACCUGCCUGGAGCACGAGAAUGAGAAGGUCAACAUGUACUGCCUGGUGGAUGACCAGCUCAUUUGUGCCCUCUGCAAGCUGGUGGGGCGCCACCGGGACCACCAGGUGUCCUCCCUCACCGAACGCUUUGACAAGCUCAAGGCUUAUCAGGUGAGCCCGGGCAGAGUGUCAGAUGCGGUAAUGGAGGCUUCAAAGACAAGCGCUGCGCAAACCCUGGAGAACAACCUGACCAACCUGGUGAAGAGGAACAGCGAACUGGAGAACCAAAUGGCAAAGCUCAUCCAGAUCUGUCAGCAGGUUGAGGUAAACACAGCAAUGCACGAAGCCAAGCUAGUGGAGGAGUGUGAUGAGCUGGUGGAGAUCAUCCGCCAGAGAAAACAGGUCAUCGCUGUGAAGAUCAAAGAAUCAAAGGUGAUGAAACUGCGCAAGUUGGCUCAGCAGAUUGCAAACUGUCGGCAGUGCCUGGAGCGCUCCAGUGCCCUCAUCACACAAGCGGAACAGAGCCUGAAGGAGAAUGACCACGCCCGCUUCCUCCAGACCGCCCGAAAUGUGGCGGAAAGGGUUGCCAUGGCCACGGCAUCCUCCCAGGUACUCAUUCCUGACGUCAACCUGAAUGAGGCGUUUGACAACUUUGCCCUUGACUUUUCUCGGGAGAAGAAGAUUCUGGAGGCACUAGAUUACCUGACAGCGCCCACCCCGCCGUCCAUCAGAGACGAGCUCUGCACCGCCUCCCACGACACCAUCACUGUUCACUGGACGUCCGAGGACGAGUUCAGCGUCACCUCCUACGAGCUGCAGUACACCAUCUACACCGGCCAGACCAAUUUCAUCAGUCUGUACAACUCGGCGGACAGCUGGAUGAUCGUGCCGAACAUCAAGCAGAACCACUACACGGUGCACGGCUUGCAGAGCGGCACCCGCUACAUCUUCUUCGUCAAGGCCAUCAACCAGGCAGGCAGCCGCAACAGCGAGCCGGCCCGCCUCAAGACCAACAGUCAACCCUUCAAGUUGGAUCCCAAGACGGCCCACAAGAAGCUGCGUCUGUCCAACGACUGUCUGACCAUGGAGAAGGACGAGAGCUCGCUGAAGAAGAGCCACACUCCGGAGCGCUUCAGCGGCACGGGCUCCUAUGGUGCAGCGGGCAAUGUCUUCAUUGACAGCGGGGGCCACUACUGGGAGGUGCUGCUGGGAGCGUCCACGUGGUAUGCCAUCGGCGUGGCUUACAAAUCGGCCCCCAAAAAUGAAUGGAGUGGCAAGAACUCGUCCUCGUGGGUGUUCUCGCGCUGCAACAACAACUUCAUGGUGCGCCAUGACGGCAAGGAGAUGCUGGUGGAGGCCAGCCUGCAGCUGAGGCGGCUCGGCGUCCUGCUGGACUACGACAACAACUCGCUGACCUUCUACGACGCCAUGAACUCCCAGCACAUUCACACCUUCGAAGUAUCCUUCCUGCUGCCCGUCGUACCCACCUUCAUGAUCUGGAACAAGUCCGUCAUGAUACUCUCGGGGCUGCCCGUCCCCGACUUUGUCGACGGCGUGGCCUCGGAUCUUCAAGAGCAGCAGCAGCAGCAGCAGCAGAUGGGCCUGUGCCGGCAAGAGUCGCCAUACCUGACCGGGAUGAAGACGUGCCACUGAAAUGGGCUCUCAUGGCCCGGGCAGGGUCCACUCAGACCUGGUCACUGAAAGGUUGACCGCGAGCUGAAAGACCUUGUGACCGAGUUCUGGUCCAUGCUCUGCAUCAGGAGCGGACCGGCUACUUUGUUAUGAAGCGUUGGAGCCAAAAAAUGUCAGUCCUGUUAGUUUUAGAGCUAUCCAAAUGAAGUCCAUCAGCAAACAGCAGCAUGGUCCCUCGACGACAAUCGUCUGUGGACCUAAAAUGUGUCUCUGGAGUCACUGAGGGCCGGGCUGGAUAUCUGGUUUGAUGACCAUUUAAGGUCUUCCUUUUUUAUUUAUCGUCCUCCUGGUCGGACCCCCGGCAGAAGAUCAAGGAGGGAAAUGUUCCCAUCGACCAUUUAGUCUUUGAAGUUCCAACAUGUGAACAGUGAGAUCACAUCUCGCCUGCUGUAGAUUAAAGAAAGACGCACAAUAGAAAGGCAGCAUAAGACAAAAGUAGUAAAUGUCUGUAUUUCUGUCAAAUGAACUUUACAUUAUAAGUCGAGUAAACUUAUCUGACCAACGCUGACCAAAGCUAAAUUAAACUGUAAAUUAACUAGCUGCCAAAGAAAAGUUUGAAAUGAUUAAAAGUGCACAUACUCUGUGCUGAGUUAGAUCAGACCGAUCUCACUCUUAGUUAGCUCAGUAUGCUAGCUGUACAGACACGGCUAAUACAACACAUAAACAUGAGAGCGGGGUCCUUCUUCUAAUCUAACUCUCCACGAGAAGGCAAGCGAAUGUCCCAAAACAUGUAUUCCUUUUGAACAUGGACUCCACCUUGCGUGUUGUAGCCUCAGUGGCUGUAGGUGGUCGUUGGUAAAAUAUCGUUCCUUGAUCUUCCUCCUAGAUUUGCUUGUAGCCUCCGGGUUUCAGGAGUCGUUAACGUUGCUCCCAGAUAUCAAUAUGAUCACAGGGGGUAGAUUUGCAUCAUGUGACUACUCGGCUUGUAUAUUAAGAGGUUUGUUGAGUAUUAGAGGACAAAGGUGUUAUUUAUGGCAAAAAAAAGAGAGCGUUUACUUUUAUUAUGAUCUCAACAUAUUAACGGUGCACUUUUCGGUUGACACUAUUUCCCCUCAGUGAGAAUUGAAGUAGAUUGAGCUGAGUUUUGGGGAUGUAAUGGGGAGGGGGAAGUGACAGCUAGCGCUACUGCUGUUUGUGUUUAAAAAAAAACAUAUUUUCAUACUUGAAUAAUUGAUAAUGGGUACUGGAUAUCAACAAUUAUUAAGUAAUGCAGUAAAAUACAGUUAAAACAAUUUGUUCAGUAUGAUCUGAAGUACUCAAUGGUUCUCUUCAUACUCAAUGGGAACCAAACAUUGGAAAACUGAAACACACCUAAAAAAUAAAAUUCAGUAUGAAAAGAACAAAUGACUGCUCCACAGUUUAAAUGGUGUUUUCACUGUGCCAGUGACUUUCCCUCCCCAUGGCUCUUUUAAUAGCAUAUAUUAACUUAGUCUUGUAUAGAAAAGGGAUGUGAUCAUCACGUGAUGAUGCUCAUGCGAUUUUUAUCAUGAUGAAAUGAUGAUAAACUAAUAGUUGUUUAUUAAAGAGAGUCGCUCUGUUUGAACUAAUCAGGGAAUAAUGGGGUUAACACUUUAACUUGCUGUCUGUCGCAAUGUCAUGGCAUGGUUGUGUUUUUCUCUGUGAUUUGUUAACACUCACACACAGGCACAUACACACACCAACAUGCACAAGUCAGGUUGCGUUUAGGUUGACCUUGUCGUGAUAAAUGCAUGAAACACUGUUGGAUCCCACACCGGUUCACUGGGUAAUUUAAAUGGCUCUUACCUUUUAAGUAGCUGAGUUCAAUCUUGUUUUUCAUCAGAGACUGACUCACCUGCAUAUUUGCCGACAGCUGACUUGACCGCCUGUUGUCACGCAUCACUAUUCAGCUUUGGCUGGAUCCAUUGUUUGCUUUUUAUUGUUAUGCGAUGGCCAAGUGUGGGUGACAGUUUCUCUCUUGAUUUGAUAUUCAGGUGGUGGCAGCAAUUCAGACAAUCAAAUCUUCAUCAUAGUUUAUGCAGACUUAAGAGAUUGUGAAACAGUCAGGAGGGAUUGUGGCAGUGACACAUUGGGUUGUGUUUUUAAGAAGAAAAGCAGAUGUUUUACAUGUUAGAUUUGACAGCUCGCAGCCAUUUUCACAUCACCUGGUAUAUACUUAAUGUUGAAUGUCAUGUAACAUUUGUAUUGACAGGCUAUGAUUUGCUUGACCUUAAAAACACGCACUGAUUUUAAUCAUUUGCUAGUACCUAUGGUUACGUAUCGUUCAAGCAAACCUCCAGUGAUUUACAACUCUAAGCUAUAGAAAGAUCCGGCAUUUAGUGUCCUCUGAGCGCAUCUUACAACCUGCUGUGGUUCUUUUAGGGAAGAACGACGAUGCGUCAUUAUUGUUUGGGGGAGAUGUUGAUUUCAUGAGCGACUGUUCAAUGCAGGAGGAGCUCCAACAUGAGGAGAGGGAGCUUGGUGAAUGUUACCUGACUUCCAGAUAUCCACCCGUUUGCAUUGGACAAUGUCGCCAACAGGCCCCAAACAGGUCAUGUGUUGAUUUGUGAUCGGGGCUGACAACCUCAACUCAUCUGUGCGAGGGUGCUUGGCCGGGUCACUGCAUGAUUACGUGACCUCGCUGCAGGUUCAUAACUCUUUUCGUAUCUUCACGUUGGGAUUUCUUAUCUUAAGUCAAGCAUAUUUGCUUUUUUGCAAAAAAAACAAACAGAAACCAUGACAAAAAUGUUCAUUACCAUGCCUAUCAGAUUUUUUGCAGUGCUUUUUCUUUUCUCGUGCCACAAUUCAAUACAGUCAAAUAUAUACAGUGAAUGCUUUUCAAUAGCUGCCCACUCCUUGUAGUAAAGUGUAAAACCCUAGAGACAAUGCAAUAGAUUCUCCGUUUUGCUUUUCUGUUUGUGGAAUUUGGGAAAUUAUUUUUUACAACUCGCUCCUUCUUUGGACCUUGAUAAACUGCACAAAAAAGACAGCGUUGCAUUCAUGCAAAGCUUUUUGUUUCCGUAGACAUGAGAGAAUUCAAAGGGGGAAAUAUAUAUUAUAUAAAGUUGUAUAUUAUACAAAAUAUAUAUGAACCAAUGUUAUUUAUGUGAAUUUAAGUCCAAUAAAAAGUCUGAU